GCUCCCGUCCAUCUCUUAAACCUCCUCCUCCACCCCCCACACUCUGCGGAUAUGCAACGGUUAUGUGUGGCUAGACACACUCUGAGAAGGGGGUGGACGCCAUCGAGGCGCGUCCACGUCGGCCAAAGACACUAUGCGCAUACGCAAUCGUACACUGCGGCGGUCAUCGGUGCUGGCAUCACCGGUCUCACGACCGCGCACCGUCUGUCCAAGGACCCCAACUGCUCCCAUAUCACCGUGUAUGAGAAGUCACCGGGGGUCGGAGGAUCCAUGAAGUCCGAGAUAAUGGCCGUGGAUGGUGGGAAUGUUAUCUUUGAGCAAGGUCCACGGACUUUGAGGGCGACGGUGCCCGGUGGCCUGCCGCUGAUGGAUCUGCUGUUUGAAUUGGAUCUUCUCGACGACGUCCUCUUGACGAGUAAAAACUCCCCGGCCGCCCGCAACCGUUAUAUAUACUACCCCGAUCGCCUUGUUUGCAUGCCGACGAUAAGCCGAGAGAACCUCUGGGGUGAUUUGUUCAAUACUCUAAGGAAACUGGUGAAUGAGCCGAUCUUCGAAACCUUCCUGAUGGAACUUUUGUGGGAAAGGUGGCGCAAGGCUCCCGAUGCGAACCCGUUCAAGACAGACGAGUCCGUCGAAUCGUUCGUGACACGCCGACUAGGUCCCGAGAUGGCAAACAAUAUCGUGUCCGCCGUCUUUCACGGCAUCUACGCGGGCGAUAUCAGUCGUCUGAGUGCGCAAACCUUGAUGGGGGGGUUGCGGAUCAUGGAGCAGAGCAACAGGGGCGUGGCCAGCGCCAUGUUCCAGAACAUGCAGAUGGGGAUCUCUAAUAUGUCCACGGACGAUUUGUUGGCGCUGGAGUCGGUCGCCCCGCAGAAAUCGACCGAGUACUGGAAGUUCCUAAGUUCGCUCAUCAAGGGUGCCAGCGUGCUGACGCUGAAGCGGGGCCUGGGCCAGCUUCCCGACGCUCUGGCGAAGGCGCUGGUCCAGUCCGGCAAGGUCCACAUUCUGACCAACACCGAAGCAUCGGCCAUUGUCCGGAGUCCAGGCACGUCCGACAUUACUAUUUGCGAUGGAAACCAGCGGUUCCGAACUCACAACCGCGUCAUUGCGACAGGCUCAGCCCCGAACAUGGUACGGAGCCUCAGCAAAACCGUGCGACAGGGCCAGGUCAUUCCACAUGACACUAUUCGCGCUCUCCAGGACCACAACUACGCCGUGACCGUGAUGGUCGUCAACCUGUACUACAGAGAGACCGACGUGAUCCCCGUGCGCGGCUUCGGCUACCUCAUCCCGCGGUCCGUUCCAGCCGAGCAGAACCCGGAGCGCGCUCUGGGGGUGAUUUUCGGGUCGGAGACCAGCGAGGGGCAGGACACAGUGCAGGGCACCAAGGUGACAGUGAUGCUGGGCGGCCACUGGUGGGAUGGCUGGGAAAAGAGCGAUCUCCCGGACCACAACACCGGGGUCACCAUGGCCUGCAACCUGCUGCGACGACACCUCGGCAUCACGGUCGCACCGGCCGUCGCGCGCACGAAGAUGCAGGCUGAUGCCAUCCCGCAGUACACGGUGCACCACCUUACGCGCAUGGGCGUGCUGUCCGAGGCAGCGCGGGCGGAGUUCAACAACCGCCUGACCUUCGCGGGGAGCUGGUACACGGGCGUUGGGGUGACGGACUGCAUUCGCCAGGGGUACAUCGCGGGGACGUACGGCGUGGGAGCGCGCAAACUCGACCCGGGCGACGGCAGCCGGCCGUGGCGACGGUACGGCGCCGAGAAUUGGCAGUUGGAGGGUGGCGUGGCCACGGCACCUGUGACUCCGAUCGGGGUAUUCAAAUCAGAGCGGAAGCACUAUUAGAUGUGGUGCGCGUUGGGUCGUCUGGUUCACCUUUGUACUAUUAUAAUUCCUAUUGCGAUGCGUUACCGCGGGGAUUAGACUUGG
Molecule: messenger RNA, 1935 nt
Organism: Aspergillus campestris IBT 28561
Lineage: Eukaryota; Fungi; Ascomycota; Eurotiomycetes; Eurotiales; Aspergillaceae
Gene: hem14
Product: oxygen-dependent protoporphyrinogen oxidase
Exons: 3
Coding region: 52-1851 (599 amino acids)
Biological process (GO): heme biosynthetic process
Cellular component (GO): mitochondrial inner membrane
Molecular function (GO): protoporphyrinogen oxidase activity, oxygen as acceptor
Source: RefSeq, a predicted model, not a curated record